This is a messenger RNA of Effrenium voratum, 3303 nucleotides long. The record is from the annotation of a GenBank genome assembly. NCBI's taxonomy places the organism in Eukaryota, Dinophyceae, Suessiales, Symbiodiniaceae.
AUGACCUAUGAUACGGAAGACGAGGCAGAUGAUCCGGAGGUGCGGCAAAAGCAGGAGAACGCCCUCGCGGCCUUCCGCGCCUUCGAGGAUCGAACGCCGAGGGGAGCCUUGGGCGGCGGUGGGUUUCGGGAGAUCCGUGCCAUGGGACCGGUGCCGAAGGCGCCCGAGAGGGCCAAGAAGGCCUGGCUCAUCUGGACCUUGGCUCGGAACCAGCGAGUCCUCGAAUCCUCCAGUUUCAACUUCGCCGAGUUCGACCGCAUCGGCCGCGAACGGGACGCGAUGCUGGCGAAGCAACCCGGGGGUAUCGCGACAAGUACGGCUGAUCCCGUGGGAGAAUUCGAGUUGCCAGACGCCAGCCCCGCAGUUUCCUGGUUCAACCACUUCAUCCGGCGCCUGGCGCGGUUUGCGUGUGCGCUGCUGGCCCAGGCGCUUUGCUUCUCCCGUGCCCGGCUCAGCAUCGGCUCGGCCUGCGCGUUGGAACGUAAGGGAGCCCGGAAUCCAAAUCUGCUUAGGCCCGUGGCGGCCCUGGGCGGAGCAGUUGGAGGCGUCCAGUUCGGCAGCUCGGGGUCGGAGGAUUUCAUCGACCUCAAAGCUUUGGGGUCAGUCAACCACUCGGAAGCUUCCCCCGCGCCGGCGCGCCAGCGGAAAACGCCAGCCUGCGCGCCGGCGGCGUCGAGCCAUGGGAUGGCGCGCUUCGGGCGUUUGCGCCUGGGGUGCUUGGCCUUGGGCUUCCUCCUCUGCCACUUGGCCUUCGAGGCGCUGAACGAAGCCUUGGUGCGGCUGCCCGAGGUGCCUAAAGGCGUGACUUUGUGGAGCGUGGCCUCCCAGUUCGCGUGCUGCACCUUCGCCCCGCUGGCGCUGUCGCUGCGGUCGGCGGAAACGCUGCCGCGGCGGUCGCUGCGGGAGUGGGCGCCGUUUGCGAUGAUCUCGGCCAUGGUGUUCCUCUCCAACAGCCUAUCGCAGUACUCCACGCACUACGUGGAGUUCACAUUGAAGAUCGUGGCCAAGUCCAGCAAGCUGCUGCCCACGAUGCUCAUCUCGGGCAUUCUGGGGAACUCGGGGCGGUUCGAGGCCUUGGACUACGCGGUGGCGCUGCUGCUGUGCGCGGGUACGUGCCUGUUCUGCCUUGACCAGACUGGGGGAUGCUCACAGGCCUUGGGUAUGGCUGCUCUUGCGUUGUCCUGCGUCUUUGAUGGACUGGUGCCUAAUCUGCAGCAGCGCGCCCUGAAGAGCGCCUCUUGCGCGGAGGUUAUGGCGCGGACCAACCUGCUUGGAGCUUUGACAGGCUUCCUGGGGGUGGUGCUCAACGGGGAUGCCUCUGCUGUCUUGGAGUAUGCAGGCACACAUCCCCGGCUGCUUUGGCUGAUUCCCGGCAUUGGGCUCACGCUGGCAGGCAGCGUGCUCUGCUACACGGAGCUGGUGCAUUCUGCGGGCUCCGUCUUCGCCGUGGGGGUGGGCACUCUGCGCAAGAGCGCCUCGCUGCUGCUCUCGUAUUUGCUCUUCCCGAAGGCGGCGUUGGGCGUUGAGCGAGUUCUGGGCCUCGUGUUGCUGGGCCUGGGCCUGGUGCUGGCGGAGUGGCGCGCCCGGAGCCCCAAGCGACUGGGCGCCACGCGCCUGCGGUCCGCGCUUCUGUCGCAGUAUGACUCCGUGGUGCCCCCCAUCAGCGAUCGCCUGGUGAAUUACUCCGGCGCAGGGACUGAUGUGGGGAUGCAGAUCCGCUUCUUUAAGGUGGAUAUGGUGGCGGCCGCCACGGGGCACAUGCGGCUGAAGGUCUGGGUACGGCUCAGCUGGGUGGACCAACGCCUCAGCUGGGACCCCGCGGACUACGGCAACAUCACCCAGGUGGUGUUCCGUGCCGGCGGCCUCACCGACGCGGAGAACUCCGAGAUCUGGGUGCCGGACAUAGAGCUCUACAACGCCAAGGAUGGGAUCCAGGCCACCCUGGAGAAGGCCGCCGCCAGCGUAACGAGCAGCGGGAGCGUCUUCUGGUCCCGGCCGGGCAUGUUGGAUACGACGAUGUGCAAGUUCUCCGGACUGGUGGCUUUCCCCCUGGACACCUUGAGUUGCGCCAUGGAGUGGGGUGGCUGGGGCUACUCUGGCGGCUUCCAGGGCAUCUACCUGCUGAAUGGAGGGUAUGCCUUCCUGCAGACGGAAGACACUGCUGGCUCCUCUUACCAGGAGUACUCCAUUCAGGACCUGAGUGUCGAGAUCAAGACGAACUUCUACGAGUUUUACCCCGCCGAGCCCUGGACGCAGGUGAAGUAUGUGAUCAAGCUCCAGCGAGCCAGCUUCUAUUAUUGGCUGCUGAUCAUGCUGCCGACGGUGCUCAUCACCUACCUCUCUUUUGGAGUCUUCUUCAUGUCCCACGAGGUUGGGGAGCGCCUCUCCUUCGGCAUCACCCUACUGCUAGUGGUGGAGGUGAUGAAAGGCACGGUGGCCACCUUCGUGCCCGUCUGUGGGGAGCUCUUGUGGAUCGAUCUCUUCAUGGUGGUGAACACGCUCUUCUGCUGUUCAUCUCUGCUUGAGACGAUGCUUGUGCUCUUCUUCGCUUUUCACGCCGAUGAGCACGUGCUGCCCAACUGGCUGGCCUGGCUGGCGCCCUGGGUCCUCUGCCGCCGGAAAAUCAGCGCCCGCACCUCCAUCGAGUCCACCGCCGGCAACAUCUACCGCCGCCUCAGCCAAGACUGCUUGGAUGGCAAGCGCAAAGGCCGGCAGACGGCCGCCGGGGAGCGCAUGAAGGAGAUUGCGAGCUCCAAGCUGACUGAGACCGAUACUGCGAAGCUGAUCUUCUUCGAGAAUCUCUUCUAUAUGCUGGACUCGGAUUCCAACGGCUUGAUCACUACGGAGGACGUGUGCUCCAUGCUGAGCUUCGUGAAUUUGAGCAUGGAGUGGACGGAUCUGGAGAUCUUUCUGCGGAGCUCUUGGCCUGCAGACAAGCUGUUCAACUGCAGCGACUUCUUGGAGAUCUGCGUGGAGCUCAUGUGGACCAUCCCCUUCCAGGAGAUCAAGAUGGGAGCGGAGAACUACACGAGCAGCUGCAAUCGUCAUAUCAAGCGCUGUCAAAACCACUGGCAGAGGUGGUCCAAGGCAAUAGACCGAGGGUCGCGCUUUUGGCUGCCGUUGCUCUACACUACGGCACUAGGUAUUCUAUUGAACCUUGAGUUUGUGGACGACUAUGGCAGUGCCGGCAGCGUGAUGUUCGAAGGCUUCGGACCCAUCGUCGUGCCGCCCUCGGGCGUCGUGUCGGCACUGGUGACGCCCACCAUCGGCCUGAGAUUUCUAUUGUCGCGUGGAUCUACAUGA